CCAAAGCACCAUAUUUGGAUUUCACUGUUCUUUCACAACUUUAUAAAUAUCAGGUUGUUGAUCGUGAAAUCUCUCGUGUGGCUUUACAAAAACUUAAAAAUCAUUUGUGGUAUCUAUCCCCUGAAUUCAUCGCCUUGGCGUUCUUUGACUCUAAUUUGCCAUCGGAAUUAAAAAUGAAAAUGGUCAAAGCAUUAAAUCGUGAAACAGAUGAAUUAGAAGAAAAUGUUAAAAGGAUUAAAGUGGAAAUAAAUCAAAUCCCAGAAAUAAUAAACAAUGGAAUCGAACAAUUUGUUUCGAAUAAAACAAGGAAAUUUUUCACUAGAUUCGAUUUAAGUGACGAGUUCCUUAAUACAGAUCCUUCGCAGUGGCAUAAGAAUGAAGAUUUCGUCAAAGCUCUAAGCCUGGUUGAGAAAUUGAAGGUUGUGAACGAUCCGGCGGAGAGAGGCGUGAAACUAAUGGAGGACUACAAUAACUUAUUUACAAAAAACGAGCAACAGAAGCAGUAUGUGCUUCAGGUUGUAAGUGAGUACCGACAAAAAUUUCCAGAUAGCAGAAAACAAACUUUAUCGAAAAAUAAAGAGUUCUAAGUUAUCAUGACAUUUUCUUUGUGAAUUAUUAACUCAUAUUUAUUUCAAACUUCUUUGCCAUUAUUCUGUAAACUGAAUUGAAUUGAAGUAAUAAAUAGUCUUAUAGAAUUAUAUAAACUAAA
Rhagoletis pomonella (apple maggot) is the source of this 709-nucleotide messenger RNA. RefSeq lists its product as uncharacterized. NCBI's taxonomy places the organism in Eukaryota, Metazoa, Arthropoda, Insecta, Diptera, Tephritidae. Bases 174 to 587 code for a protein of 137 amino acids. The record is from RefSeq and is a predicted model, not a curated record. The transcript has a single exon.